UCUGUGCAGCUCAACAGGAACGGAGUGCGAAGUCAGUCGGUGAGAGAGGAAACACGAGGAGGUCGCGGGUUCCGAGACGAGAGGCUGGGACGGACAGGACGUGCAGUGAAGCAGCUGAAGGCGAUGGGGGUGAAGUGGGUGAUGUGGGUGAUGGCGGUGAUGGCGUUGUGCGACCUGGGAUGUGCACAAGCCUCACGCACAGGCUCGUGCGAGGAGCGCUGCGAUGAGGCGCUGUUCUCCGGCCUCAGCCAAUCGGAGUGCGCCUGUGAUCCCUACUGCAAAGGACGCCGGGACUGCUGCUCGGACUACGACGACCUCUGUAUCACAAUAACUCGUGGCGACCUCCCUGAUGACUUUGACCCCUCGGUGGAGGAGGAAGAGGAGGACCUCACCAGCGUCAUCAUCCACCCUGAGGCUGACAUCAGCCACGAGGAGGGUGGCGUGGAGGGGGAGGCUGGUGCUGGUGGUGGUGCUGGUGGUGCUGGUGGUGGUGGUGGUGCUGGUGGUGGUGGUGGGAGGGGAGACGAUUUUGAGGAGGUGCUGGGAGGAGGCACCGCUGAGGAGGGCCUCUAUCCGCCCAGGGUUCCUGCGAGACCGCCACCGCAUCAACCAGAACCACCAACGCCACACCAACGACCACGACCGCAACCACCGCAACCACCGCAACCACCGCAGCAACCUCGACCUCCACAGAGACCCCCGUCCUCAGAGUCCAUCGAUCAGAGGCCCGGCUCCCAGCGUCCCCACGGGGCCUCGACUCCCCUGGGACCCCAACCGGGGCCCCAGCGGCCCCACGGGGAAGGCCCAGGGCCUGCCGCCGCAACCCCUGGGGAGGCCACGGGGUCCACGGUCAUGGCCCGCGGCUCGCCUCCCAAGGCCGAACUGUGCAGCGGAGAGGCCUUCGACGCCUUCAUGACGACCCCCAACGGGACCGUGCUCGCCUUCCGCGGGCUGUAUGUCUGGGAGCUCUUCCCCGUCUCCGGAGGCGCCCCCGGCGCUCCCCGGCUCAUCGAGGAUGCGUGGGGAGUCCCGGCCCCCGUGGAUGCGGCCUUCACGCGCAUCAACUGCCAGGCGCUCUCCUACAUCUUCAAGGGAGACAAGUACUGGCGCUUCACGGACGGGGUGCUCGACCGCGGCUUCCCGCGGAGCAUCUCUCGGGGAUUCCCGCGGGUCCCGUCCGCUCCGGACGCGGCCUUCGCCGUCCCUCGCUCCCGGCACGCUCAGGAGCACGCCUACUUCUUCAAGGGAGGGCAGUACUACAAGUACACGUUCCGUCAGCAGUCGAGCUCCCACGUGUGCCGGCGGCACCCUCGCCCGCGAGCCCCCCACUCGGCGCACUUGCACGGAGCCCCCCACGGCUGGGAUGCCUUCAUGAGCCGCUUCUUCUCGGCCAGACACGACAAGUGCUACCCGCGGGACACGGCACGGAGCUGGCGCGGCGUGCCCACGCGUGUGGAGGCGGCCAUGUUGUCACCCUACCCCCACGCCAGCCUGGACGUCUACUUCUACAGUGGAGACUCCUACUACCGCGUUGACCUGUCCAGCCGUCGAGUGGAGCGUGCCUCUCCGCCCUACCCACGCUCCAUCGCCAAGUACUGGCUCAACUGCGACGUCAAGUGACCCCGUGCUACCCCACCCCCCGUGACGUCACAAAGGGCACGUGGUCGUGACGUCACAAAGGGGGGUGAUCCCCCCCUCUCCCCCUUCCUUCCCACCCCUCCGGGCGGUGACUUCACUUUCACGUGCGUCCGCAAGACUCCGGAUCGUGUCAUGGACUCGUGAAUUACGCCAUAGAGAGAGUCACACAGAGAUACGUAGAGACCCGUAGAGAUACAAAGAGACCCGUAGAGAUACAUAGAGACCAAUAGAGAUGCAUAGGGACACGUAGAGAUACAUAGAGAUACAUAUAAACCAAUAGAGAUCCAUCGAGACACAUAGAGAUACAUAGAAACCAAUAGAGAUACAUAGAGAUCCAUAGUGAUGCAUAGAGACACGUAGAGAUCCAUAAAUACACAUAGAGAUACAUAGAGA
Lethenteron reissneri (Far Eastern brook lamprey) is the source of this 2031-nucleotide messenger RNA. It is a transcript of the gene VTN, whose product is annotated as vitronectin. Lineage: Eukaryota; Metazoa; Chordata; Hyperoartia; Petromyzontiformes; Petromyzontidae. The record is from RefSeq and is a predicted model, not a curated record.